Paramecium sonneborni is the source of this 668-nucleotide messenger RNA. The record is from the annotation of a GenBank genome assembly. Lineage: Eukaryota; Ciliophora; Oligohymenophorea; Peniculida; Parameciidae.
CUUUUUGUUUGAUAUAUAUAUAAUUAAUGUAUGAAGGAGAAUAUACAGAAUAAACACCUUCAGAAGAUGGGUUAGAAGAUGUUGAAAUCAUUGUUAGUAAAGAGAGACGCUAUUAACAAGAAUUAUUGUUUGUUUAUAAUUAAAAAGAAAAAGAAUAUAAAUAAUUGAGGGAACAUUAGAAAUAUAUUAUUGAUAAUAUCUAAAAAAUUAAACACAAGGGUAAAAUUAUUGUCUAAAUUAAUAGAAUAUCAAAAAGAUAAAGUUAUGGUUGAUCCAUAUUUAUUAGAAAAUAUAAGAGAGCUAGAGGAAUAAUAAUUAAAUGAUUUAGAAUCUUAAAGAUAGGAUAUUAAAUCCGAAAAGUAAAGUAAAAUUGACUAGCUGAAACAACUUCAAUAAGCUAAAAAUUAAUUUAAAUUACUAUUUACAUAAACAGAAAUAUCUAGUCAUUUGCAAAUUUCAUAUAAAAAUAUGUUGGAGAAUAUGAAUUAAGAGUUAUUUUAAUAUAUGUAAGAGAGAGCUGACUUAGAAGAUUAAUAAUUUGAAUUUGAUAAACGUCUUAAAAGUUUAAGAGCUCAAAUAAGGGUAAAUAAUAUUGUUAAUUUUAGGAUGUAACAGAAAAGAAUUAAAAAUUAAUCUAAUAAAUAGAAAAUAGUAAGUAAGGCGAGUGA